AAGGAAGGAUCAGGGGCUCUUUGCUUGCUUCCUUCCCUUCUCUUCCCUUCCUUCUUUUGGGGUCUGCUGCCCCCCAAGAGAAAAGGAGGAGCCCCACUUCUUCUUCUUCUUCUCCUUCUUCCUCCAGGUUCCCAGCUGGGCGAUUCCCCCCAAAAGGCACCAUGAAUGUAUUCCGCUUCCUGGGAGACAUCUCUCACCUCCUGGCCAUCAUCAUUUUGCUGCUCAAGAUUUGGAAGACAAGGUCCUGCGCUGGGAUUUCUGGGAAGAGUCAAGCUCUCUUUGCUAUUGUCUUCACUACACGGUACCUAGACCUAUUUACCAACUACAUCUCAUUGUACAACACCUCCAUGAAGGUUGUUUAUAUUGCAUGUUCUUAUGCCACAGUGUGGAUGAUCUACAGCAAAUUCAAAGCCACUUACGAUGGCAACCAUGACACUUUCCGAGUGGAGUUCCUGGUCAUUCCUACAGCAGUGUUAGCUUUCCUAGUGAAUCAUGACUUUACUCCCCUUGAGAUCCUCUGGACCUUCUCCAUCUACCUGGAGUCAGUGGCUAUCCUGCCACAGCUCUUCAUGGUCAGUAAGACCGGUGAAGCAGAAACCAUCACAAGCCACUAUCUCUUUGCCCUGGGUGUCUACCGUGCCCUCUACCUGUUCAACUGGAUUUGGCGUUACCAGUUUGAAGGUUUCUUUGACCUAAUUGCCAUUGUGGCCGGCUUGGUACAAACCAUACUCUACUGUGAUUUCUUCUACCUCUACAUUACAAAAGUUCUGAAAGGCAAGAAGUUGAGUUUGCCAGCAUAGUCCAGACUGAGACCAGCACAGGAUUCUUUGGCCAAGGAAGAUGAAGGGACUCUUUUCCAGGAAAUUAGACACAGAUUGACUUUUUUUUACCAAGUUAGUCACCUUUUGGUCUCUUCGUGCCGCCUAAACUUUUAUCUGAGAGUGAUUUUGGACAAAGCAAUGGAUGAUGAUUCUGCUUGAGAGACUGAUAUAGAUGGAGGUAAAGUAGGAUUCAGCUUGGAUUCUAAGCAAAUAACCGCUACUUCUGGGUAAUAUGUAGAUUGUAGAUUUCUCAAAACCCUUUUUUGGAUCAUUUUCCUAUAUUUCUAUAUUCUUGAUUUUCAUUUUGUUGAUGAACCAGCAAAGGUAGGAAAUGUCUUUUAUUUGUUUUGGAAAUUACCCCCCUCCUUUGCACUCAUGUUUUGGGCUUUUCCUUUUGUGAGGCCUAAGGCUGUGGGGCUGUCCAGAUAAAGAAGAGCGCUUAUAAAUUUAGUCUGUUUCCUUCAGAUAGUGAUGUUGAUGAAGGGAAUCUCAUUUUUAAAAAGAUUACUGUCAAGAAAAGACUUCCUCCUUUAAAUAGUUUCUCAGUUACUCUUUCUUCAUUUUGUAUGUUAUUUGAUCAUUAAUUCCUCAUCCACUUUGAAUAAACAUUCAAACCAUUCCCCCGCCCCAGUUAAAGAGUGCCUUUGUGGAAGGGGAAGGGGGUUGAAAUAAAAAGAAAAUCUGUUUU
This is a messenger RNA of Sceloporus undulatus (fence lizard), 1509 nucleotides long. RefSeq names its product KDEL endoplasmic reticulum protein retention receptor 1 (gene KDELR1). NCBI's taxonomy places the organism in Eukaryota, Metazoa, Chordata, Lepidosauria, Squamata, Phrynosomatidae. Gene Ontology annotation, molecular function: ER lumen protein retrieval receptor activity. Gene Ontology annotation, cellular component: endoplasmic reticulum; membrane; cis-Golgi network. The record is from RefSeq and is a predicted model, not a curated record. Bases 162 to 800 code for a protein of 212 amino acids. The transcript has 5 exons. Gene Ontology annotation, biological process: endoplasmic reticulum to Golgi vesicle-mediated transport; protein retention in ER lumen.